AUCUGAAACAUUUUUGCCGAAACCCUAAUCUGUGCCAGCGGCUGCUCAUCAUCUCCGGCGAUUAAGGUGUAAGCAGACCUCUGUGAUUGACAAUGGCGACUUUUGCCAAACCGGAAAAUGCUUUAAAGCGAGCUGAAGAAUUGAUAAACGUUGGCCAGAAACAAGAUGCACUUCAAGCCCUUCAUGAUCUUAUUACAUCAAAGAGGUACAGGGCAUGGCAGAAAACUCACGAAAAGAUUAUGUUUAAGUACAUUGAGCUCUGUGUUGAGAUGAGGAGGGGUAGAUUUGCUAAAGAUGGUCUCAUCCAGUACCGUAUUAUAUGCCAGCAAGUUAAUGUUAACUCGUUAGAGGAAGUCAUAAAGUACUUCAUGGAUCUUUCGACCAAGAAGGCUGAGCUGGCUCGUAGCCAGGCCCAAGCUUUAGAAGAAGCUUUGGACGUGGAUGAUCUUGAAGCGGAUAAAAGACCAGAAGAUCUGAUGUUGAGCUAUGUUAGUGGUGAGAAGGGAAAGGAUCGUUCGGAUAGGGAGCUUGUCACCCCGUGGUUUAAAUUUCUGUGGGAGACUUACAGAACUGUUCUUGAAAUUUUGAGAAACAACUCCAAGUUGAUGGCUUUGUAUGCAGACACCGCGCAUCGUGCUUUCCAGUUCUGCAAACAAUACAAAAGGACAACCGAGUUUCGCAGGCUUUGUGAGAUAAUAAGGAAUCAUCUUGCAAAUCUUAACAAGUACAGAGACCAGAGAGACAGACCUGACCUAACUGCUCCAGAAAGCCUACACUUUUAUCUCGAUACACGAUUUGAGCAACUGAAAGUUGCAACUGAGCUUGAACUCUGGCAGGAAGCUUUUCGUUCGGUCGAAGAUAUCUAUGGGUUGACAAGCAUGGUUAAGAAAAUGCCGAAAUCAUCCUUGAUGGCUGUAUAUUAUGCGAAGUUAACUGAGAUUUUCUGGAUUUCGUCUAGCCAUCUGUAUCAUGCUUAUGCAUGGUUUAAACUUUUCCUACUUCAAAAGAGCUUCAAUAAGAACCUGAAUCAGAAAGACUUGCAGUUAAUUGCGUCAUCAGUCUUGUUAGCUGCCCUUUCUGCUCCACCUUAUGAUCAUCUUAAAACUGCAUCUCAUUUAGAAUUGGAACAUGAGAAAGAAAGGAAUCUAAGGAUGUACAACCUUAUCGGGUUUAACAUUGAUACAAAGCUUGAAACAAGAGAAGUGCUCUCCCGAUCAUCUCUUCUUGCUGAUCUUGUCUCCAAAGGGGUAAUGACAUAUGUAACUCAGGAAGUGAAGGAUCUUUAUCAUAUUCUAGAAAACGAGUUUCUUCCUUUGGAUUUGGCAUCGAAAGUACAGCCUUUGUUGGCAAAGAUAUCCAAACUUGGGGGCAAGUUAUCUUCAGCUUCUUCUGUACCAGAAGUACAGCUAUCUCACUAUGUUCCCGCUCUGGAAAAAGUAGCUACUUUAAGGCUGCUUCAACAGGUCUCUCAAGUGUACCAGACGAUGAAAGUUGAAACUUUAUCGAAAAUGGUUCCGUUCUUUGACUUCCCUGCUGUGGAGAGGAUAUCUGUCGAUGCUGUCAAACAUAGUUUCAUUGCUAUGAAGAUCGAUCAUAUGAAGGGUGCAAUUAUAUUUGGUGACUUGGGUUUUGAAUCUGACAUUUUGCAAGACCAUUUAAGUGUUUUAGCAGUCAAUUUGAAUACAUCCAGGUCAAUGAUAUAUCCUUCGCAGCCGAAAGCAUCGAAACUGAGUGCUAUGUUGCCAAGUUUGGCAGAUAUUGUUGAUAAAGAGCACAAAAAACUUCUGGCACGGAAAUCCAUCAUUGAGAAACGCAAGGAGGAACAAGAACGUCACCUGCUUGAGAUGGAACGAGAAGAGGAGACGAAAAGAUUGAAACUGCAGAAGAAAACCGAAGAGACAGAACAGAAAAGGCUUGCCACUGAAUUUGAAGAAAGGAAGCGCCAGAGAAUUCUUAGGGAAAUGGAGGAGCGUACCCGUCAAGAAGCACUAGAAUUUAUAAAUGAUGUCGUUGGAAAGCGCACCAAAAAGAAAGGAAAGAAGCCUCCUAUCCUCGAAGGGGAGAACGUGACAAAGCAGACUUUAAUGGAGUUAGCAUUGCAAGAGCAAGUUAGAGAGAGGCAGGAAAUGGAAAAGAAAAUGCAAAAACUAAUUAAAACUAUGGAUCAUUUCGAAAGAGCAAAAAGGGAAGAGGCGGCACCUUUGAUCGAAGCUGCGUUCCAAAAUCGCUUAGCCGAGGAGAAAGAUCUUCAUGAAUAUGAACAACAGCGUGAGGUUGAACGGAGCCGAUUACGCCAUGAUGAAGAUGUGAAGGAGAAGAAUAGACUUGCCCGGGUCAUGGAACACAAGAGGGAGUUUGAAGAAAGAGUCGUGAGGCGGCGAGAGGCCGAGUACGCGAGAUUGAGAGCUGAGAGGGAAGAACGACUUAGCCAAGUUCUCAAGGCACGGAAAGAAGAGAGAGACAUGAAAAGGAAAAUGUUAUACUAUCUCAGGACUGAGGAGGAAAGGCUCACGAGGUUGCGUGAGGAGGAAGAAGCUCAAAAACGUCUAGAGGCUGAAAGGCGUAAAAAAGAGGAAGCCGAGAGGAGGGCAAAGCUAGAUGAGAUUGCCGAAAGGCAAAGGAAGAGAGAACAGGAACUGGAAGAAAGAGAGAGGCUUAGGAAGGAAGCUAUUUUAAGGGGAACACCAAUCGAUGCUCCAACCAAACCUCUUUCCUCUGAUCUUCCAGGGUCCGGUGCGGCGGCUCCAGCGGCAGCAGCCCCAGCAGCAGCAGCAGCUCCCUCUGAAUCUACCACUGGUGGUGGCAAGUAUGUGCCCAAGCAUCGUAGAGGUGGGGUGGCAGCGGCAGCUGCUCCACCAGCACAACCGGAUAGGUGGGGGAGCGCCAAACCGGAUGAUCGGGCGGCACCAGCGCCAUCUGACAGGUGGGGGAGUGGCAAGCAGGACGAUCGUCCAGCUCCCGCUGGUGACAAAUGGAGGCCUUCUUUUGGCGGUGGUGGUGCCAGGCCAUCCAAGUUUUCUCGGUGAAGGUGAGGUAAUUGUUUUUUAAGCAUUGGGAGGUAUUACAAUUGACCCUAUGUAACAAACAAAGAAGUCUGAAUUUUGGUUUCAAAGCAUUUGGUUGGUGCAACUUAAAGAACGCCUAAAUUUUCUUGUUAGUUUUAAAGUCAGAACGAUAAUCGUUUGAUGGGAUGCUCCUUAACGGCCAGAUUAAGAACUUGUUGGUUAA
Helianthus annuus (common sunflower) is the source of this 3228-nucleotide messenger RNA. RefSeq names its product eukaryotic translation initiation factor 3 subunit A. Gene Ontology annotation, biological process: formation of cytoplasmic translation initiation complex; translation reinitiation. The record is from RefSeq and is a predicted model, not a curated record. The transcript is spliced from 15 exons. Gene Ontology annotation, cellular component: eukaryotic translation initiation factor 3 complex, eIF3m; multi-eIF complex; eukaryotic translation initiation factor 3 complex, eIF3e. Gene Ontology annotation, molecular function: translation initiation factor activity; mRNA binding. The coding region runs from base 93 to 3026 and encodes 977 amino acids. Lineage: Eukaryota; Viridiplantae; Streptophyta; Magnoliopsida; Asterales; Asteraceae.